AUGACCUGGAACAAUAUUGAGCAAGGUGCUUUCGACGCGACCUGCUCUUUGACUAGAACCAAGAAGAAUCCACUACCCAUCCUAGGUGGUCCCAAUGGUGAACGAAAAGACUACAAGGAUAUUCUUUUUGACAUGUACGGCAUGACUCUUUUCCAUAUUCUUCUUUCCGCUGCAACACCUCGCAAAGACCAGCUGUCCGUCCUCUUGGAAGCUCUUCCACAAUGUGUCCUUGGAUGGCCAAAAAAAAAAGAGGUUCAUGCAUUCGACUACUUGAGUGCAAGGUGGUUUCCAGAAUCAAAAGGAAUGAUGGAAAUGGCACUCCAAAGAUGGAUGAUUGAUUGGGUAUCGCAUUUGGGUAUUCGAAGCUGA
Molecule: messenger RNA, 369 nt
Organism: Cylindrotheca closterium
Lineage: Eukaryota; Bacillariophyta; Bacillariophyceae; Bacillariales; Bacillariaceae
Source: the annotation of a GenBank genome assembly